AUGGCCAAACGCAAGCGUCAGCCAGCAGACUCGACCGCUGCCCUGCUCCCCCAGAAAAGACACUACCGCCAGCGCGCACACGCCAACCCCUUCUCCGACCACGCCCUCGCCUACCCCGCCCACCCCGCCGCCGUCGACUGGGCCGCCCACUACCCCGCCUUCGCCGCCACCGGCAAGACCCCCGAGUUCGCAGACAUCGGCUGCGGCUUCGGCGGCCUCCUCGUCGCCCUCGCCCCGCUCUUCCCCGACGCCCUCAUCCUCGGCCUCGAGAUCCGCGUGCAGGUCUCCCAGUACGUAGAAGACCGCAUCGCAGCCCUCCGCGCCUCUGCCGCCCCCAACGAUGUCGCCGCCGCGCCCACCCCGGGCCCCUACCAAAACAUCUCCAUCGUCCGCGCCAACGCCAUGAAGUUCCUCCCCAACUACUUCCCCAAAGCCUCCCUCCGCGCCCUCUUCCUCCUCUUCCCCGACCCCCACUUCAAGGCCCGCAAACACAAAGCCCGCAUCGUCUCCCGCACCCUCCUCGCAGAGUACGCGUACGCCCUCCGCCCCGGCGCCGUCGCCUUCACCGUCACGGACGUCGCAGACCUCCACCGCUGGAUGGCGGCCCACUUUCGGGAGAGCCCGCUGUUCGAGGCCGUCGCCGAGGAGAGGCUCAGGGAGGAGGGGUGGGGCGCGGUCUUGGAUGCUGUUAUGCGCAAUACGGAGGAGGGGAAGAAGGUCGAGAGGAACGGCGGCGAUAAGUUUUUGGCGUGCUUCAGGCGCGUCGUCGUCCAGCGCGUCGAUGACGACGACGACGGCGGCGGCGACGGCGACGGCGGCGGCGGCGACAACAUGUCGUCGUGA
Messenger RNA from Heterobasidion irregulare TC 32-1, 843 nucleotides. RefSeq lists its product as uncharacterized. Gene Ontology annotation, molecular function: tRNA (guanine(46)-N7)-methyltransferase activity. The record is from RefSeq and is a predicted model, not a curated record. The coding region runs from base 1 to 843 and encodes 280 amino acids. Gene Ontology annotation, biological process: RNA (guanine-N7)-methylation; tRNA methylation. Gene Ontology annotation, cellular component: tRNA methyltransferase complex. Lineage: Eukaryota; Fungi; Basidiomycota; Agaricomycetes; Russulales; Bondarzewiaceae. The transcript is spliced from 3 exons.